Molecule: messenger RNA, 1019 nt
Organism: Bactrocera latifrons
Lineage: Eukaryota; Metazoa; Arthropoda; Insecta; Diptera; Tephritidae
Exons: 2
Coding region: 198-821 (207 amino acids)
Source: RefSeq, a predicted model, not a curated record
CUUACUAAUGUCCUGCCUCACACCCUCUUUUAACAGUACAUAACAUUUUUUAUGCCUAUAAAAGCCACACGCGUUUCCGUAGAAGAGCAUUACACAACAAGCGCUCGAGCAGAGCAAACGUGUUAGAGAAAAUUUCUAAAAAUAAAUAAUUAUACUAAAAUAUAUUUUGAAAAUCGCUGAUUAUUCUAAAAUUUAAAAUGUGCCAACGAAGAAUUUUAAAAGUUGCUUACCACGGAAAACGUCAGUUAAUACGUUAUAAACUAGGAGGCUCUUAUAAUGAAAUUCUUAAGACGAUCAUGCAACACUUCCAGAUUCUUUGCAAACGCAAAUCUACAACAUCCCUCAUGCUUACCAACGAAGCCGGGAAAGUGUUUAGUAAACGACAACUCAAAAACUAUAUCUUAUUGUUUCCGAGCCCCAAGAUUACAUUCCAUUUGCAAACUAACCAACAAACAACUGAAAGUUCGGGAAGGAACCAGAAACAAUUACCACGAAGCAAUAACGCAAUUAACACAGUAACCAAAAAGCAGCAAAAGUGCCGAAAGCGUCAACGCGAAACCGAUUAUGAAUACGAUCCGACAUACCCAACGACACCUGUAUUUCGCAUGAACUGUUUCAUAGGAGUGUAUCCCGGCAAAUGUUCACCACCGCCUACAAAACGUGUCCGUUUCAGCGAAUCUUCAAACAGCAUCAAAAUUAUACCUGCGCGGUCCGAAACAAAGGAGGUUGUUAAAGGUGCACUGCAGUGGACAAGUUCUUUUGUGGGUGAAUAUCCGCAAAUGGCAACCCAAACAAAACUAACGGCGAAUCAUUUAAAUUAGUAGGAGGUUGUAAAGAGCAUGUUACAACGGAAGUUGUACUAAGCUUUCGAGUUAAGCUUCAGUUCUUUAUUAAAGAAGUCGGAUAGCUUAAUCAGGUUUAUAAUUCUGGCCACAUCCUAUUCGAGAUCCGCUAAAAGCGCAAAAAUAUUCAUAGAAUUAUUGUAGCAUAUCAUAACUAAGAAAGACUCUUAAAAGACU